CUGGAGAUGUUGCUCAGUGAUAGAGUGCCCCUGGGUUCAUUACCCAGUUCCAUGAAAAUAAGUAAAAGAAUUGGACUGGGACUGGGUUUGUGGCUCAGUGGUAGAGUGCUUGCCUGGCAUACAUUAAGCACUGGGUUUAUUCUUAGCACCGCAUAAGUAAAUAAAAUAAAGGUAUUGUGUCCAUCUACAACUAAAAAAAAAUUAACAAGAAGGGUAACAUUGCUGCUGUGUUUAGAGUAGUCUGUAGGGGAACAGGGAGGAAGUUGGGAGCCCACUGUGGGGGGUGUUGUUGUAAGGUGGAGCUGCUGGAUUGGGCAGGGGCCUUUCUGUGUGCCUCCAGGGUAGGAGUGGGGGGUGUGUGUGAAUGGGCAGCUUUGUAUCCCUCAGUAUAACCAUUCUCCAGGUAGGGACUUUGGGGCUCUCAGGCUGUCUCCCUUGGGAGGUCCCUGCCUCCUGCACUUUUAUGGUCCACAUGUAGUUGGGUCUCUGCUGAGAAACCAGUUCUUAUAUCUCAGGAUUAUCAGACCUAAGUGAAGGAACUUCCAAAAAUAGCAAAUGAGCUCCACUGCCCAGGCCAGCCUGUUGUCCAUACAGGCUGUUUACAGAAUGCUUUGGCUCCUGCCAUCUCAGUGAAGGCCUUUUUUCUCUGAGUGAGGACUAUACCAUGGCAACUUAGGUGUGGGCCAUAGGCAGGGAAAGGAGAAGGCUGCCUUUUGAGGGCAGAGGUCUUCCAGGGAGGGUGCUGUGUUUCUGGAGCUGGAGGACUCAGAGGCCUGGCUCAGCUAAGAGUACAGAAUGCCCAUGUGUCCUUCAGCCUCAGCUGGUGCCCCCCAGGAACACUGGCCCGCCAUGAAGGGAACAAAGAGAACCAGACCUACAGAAAGGAUGUGCACAAUUAAUCAGAGUGCCCAUAUCGACUUUAGCCAGUGACAGACCUUUCUAUGUCACAUACUUCUGAUCUCAACUAUUAAAUGUGUUGGGUACUAUGUACUCAUGAUACUUUUUGGAAAAAAACAGGAAUGUAGGAACAAAAUUUUCUAAUUAAGUCCCUCAGUGCAGUGGCAUUGAGACCAGAGGAUCCCAAGUUUGAAGCCAGCCUGGGCAACUUAGACCCUGUCUCAAAAUAAAAUGCAAAAAAGGGUGGGGAAUGUAGUUCAGUGGUGGAGUGUCCCCAAGUUCAAUCCCCAGUACUGGAGAGGAAAAGAAAAAAAAAAAAUCCCUUUGCCCACAUAUAAAGCAUUUGACACUCCUAAGAGUGUAACUGCCCACAUUGUUCAGUACCAAAGCAAAAACAAGAACAGAGAAAGAAGGUGCCAGGCAAAGCAAUCAAAAGGCACACCACUUCUGGACAUCUAACAUGAGCACAGACAUGUCCUCAUUGUUGAAGCCACUUUGACCAAUUGAUCUCCAAGAACAACUUCCUCAAUCUGCUGUCUGGCAGGGCUCACAGGCCCCUUCUCACGCCUGCUCCUCAUCUGCAGGCCCUGGUCCUGCCCUCUGUGAAGUCAGAACUACCGACUGCACCCUGAUUGUGAAGGUGAUGGACUUUAUUUCAUGAGACAAACUUCCAACUUUCCAGCAAAUGCAUGUACAUUUUGUACGAAGUUGGACAUUCAGUGAGCAGUUCUGAAUCCAUUCCAACAGCCCACGUUCCUAUAUGGUGUAAAUGAUCUCAUAAGUUAAGGCUGCAGAUUUAUUCACAUCGAUCCAUCUCAAACAGGUUGUGAGUUUUCUGAUGCCAUCACUGACUUGCUGCUUUCCUUUCUUGGACAAUGUCUGUUAAAACUGUGCCCAAGACUUCACUUGCUUUACAAGUUUUUUCAUGGGAACAAACUUACAACCCUAUCUCCACUGUCCAGGGCUCUAGGCACACACUGAAAUGGCAGAGGCAGAGGGGUUGGGGGAGCCUGCCUGGCAGAGGAGGAGGGGAGCAGGUGAUGCUAUGUUGCACUUAGGUGACCUCACAGAGGGGCUGUGGGUGGACCCUGCAAAGAACUGAAUCAAGACUCUUCACUUAGCAGUCUUCCUGUCUUCUUCCUAAGGAGGGAGAGAAACCAUUAAGGAAAACUAUUCAGGAUGCAAUGCUUUGUAAGGUCAACUAUCCAAGACCACCUCAGAAGGCAGAAGGGAGAUGGCAGCCCAGGAACAUGGGGACAUAUAGACCACGAACCAGGUGGGGCAGUGGAUGGAAAAUGACCAAGGAAACUUGAGGUUAAAGGGACUUCUGGUGAAACUGACCUAGCAAGGUUCUUGUUACAAUGGGACAGUGCACAAAGGAACAUGGAAGCCGGAAAGUUAGAUGUGAGCAAACUAUGCCAUUAACACACUUCAUAUUUGUAAAUUCCACAACGUCAGAUUUUAUUGAAUAAAUUAACAGGUUACAUCACAUCACCUUUAAUUCAAAGAUACUCAUGGUGUGAUUGGCAAUCACAAAUUAUUCUGCUCCCAUUUUAAUUACUAAUAUCGUUAACACUGAAGUCACACGUCAAACUUCAAGGAUUUGUGAGUUACAGAACUGCUGGGGAAGGGCUACCUAUGGCCAGAGUUUAUUUACUGCAGUGCUGGGGAUGAAACCAAGAGCCUUGCGCAUGCCCGGCAAGUGCUCUACUCUUGAGCUACACCCUCAACCAACUCUUGAAGACAGAGUCUGGCUAAAUUGGUCAGGCUGCCCUUAAACUUGCAAUCCUCCUGCCGCGGCCUCCCGAACCUGCGCCGGCGGCUUUUUUUUAGAACUUUGUAUACAUAUUUUUAGUUUUCGAUGACUUUUAUUUUUUUAUAUGCGAUGCUGAGAAUCGAACCCAGUGCCUCACACAUGCUAGGCAAAGUUCUACCACUCCCCAACUCCAGUCCGUCUUUUUUUUAAAGUUUAUUUUUUGUAGCACUGGGAAUGGGCCCCCGAAUGCCAGGCCAGCGCUGCACACUGAGCCUCAGCGCAACCACAGAUUUUGCACAGCCUAUUUUGGGCGUUAAGGUCAUCCUUGGCUUCAUCUCGUUUUCCCUUCCCUAUAACCUGGCCGUGCUACCUCCUCCAUUUGAUCAAGCGCUUCUUUAAACCAGCCUUAUCGGCACUGUCAGGAGACUGCGGUGACGAAGUGGACUAGUACCAGUCCUCCGGAGCCUGGCGGUCAGAGCCCGCAGGUGGGGCGGGACAGCCCCGCGAACCACCACCGAUGGCGCCGACUCUCUGGAGUCCUAGAACAGCCUCGGAAGCACACGGGGCGGGGCUUCAUCUCGCUUCCGGCCUCGGCGGUCUCCGGGGGGAAGGGGCUGCCCGCGCAUGCGCAGCUAGGCAGUCCCUCCCGCUUCUCUUCUGGCCCUGUCUCCGGCUGCCGCUGACUGCUGCCGGGCUUGGUCCUGGCGCCCUUCCUGCGGGCCGACACUGAGGUGAGGCUUUUCGUGGCUCCGCCCGCAAUGCGGGUAGCCCGCGGCGGGCGGACCGGGCUGGCAGGUGCGAGGGUAUCACGGGGAAAGACACGCACCGAGCGAACGAGUUCGACGGUUGCGGGACGCGCCGGCAGGCUGGUUCCCGCCGAAGGCGCUGUCGGAAGCUGUCUCGGGACCUGUGAGCCCUUCGGUGGGGAAAGCCGAAGAGUUGGCAGUGUGGACCCACGUCCUGCCACUGGGGGCGCGGCUCUGAGCUCUGCGGGUGCUGGCUCCUCCGCUCCCUCGGACCGCGCCGGGCGCAACGCCGUCCGAUCCCAGGGCGCGAUGCCGCUGACCUUCCAGGACGUGGCCGUGUACUUCUCCCCAGCGGAGGGACAGCAGCUGGGGCCCCAGCAGCGGGCGCUGUACCGGGACGUGAUGCUGGAAAACUAUGGGAACGUGGCCUCACUGGGAUUCCCUGUCCCUAAGCCAGAGCUGAUCUCCCAGCUGGAGCAAGGGGAAGAGCUGUGGGUCAUGGAUCUUCUGGGGGCUGAAGAAUCAGAGGUCUUGAGAACCUGCCAAACAGAUUCUGAGACUGGGACUGAGAAGGAACUGUCCAUUCUAAACCAGGAAUGUUCUGAAGAAGUGAAGAGCCCAGCAUUUGUAUCAAGAUUUUCAAGGGCCAAUUCACAGGCACCUGUGUUCCAGGAACCUUGGGACCUGGAGGGUAAAGGAGAAGGGAACCUGAGAAAUGCUGCUGGGCAGAGUUUGAAGAAACCCCAUCUGCACAAGAGAGUCUUUAGAGAAGAGUCUGUCCUCUGUAGGGAGCAGCCUCCAGGAGGGAGAACCCAGGAGUGUGCUGCUUUUGAUAGACACUUAAAUCCAAACCAAAAUGUUGUUAGACUUCAAAGGAAUAAAACAGGAGAGAGAGUCUUUAAAUGUGAUAUAUGCAACAAAACCUUCAAAUAUAAUUCAGACCUCCGUCGACAUCACAGACGCCACACUGGGGAAAAGCCGUAUGAGUGCAGUUGGUGUGGGCGAGCAUUCACGCACAGCGCAAGCCUCAUCUUGCACCGCCGCGUCCACACUGGGAACAAACCAUUUAAAUGUGAGGAAUGUGGGAAAACGUUCGGGCUCAAUUCCUACCUCAUUCUGCAUCGGAGAAUUCACACUGGAGAAAGACCCUUUGGGUGCAGCGAAUGUGGGAAGGCCUUCAGUAGAAGCUCCAGCCUCAUUCAGCAUCGCGUCAUUCACACAGGAGAGAAGCCUCACAAGUGUGAGGAAUGUGGCAAGGCCUUCAGCCAGAGCCCCCAGUUAACUCAGCACCAGAGGAUCCACACAGGGGAGAAGCCGCACAAGUGCAGUCAGUGUGGCAAGGCCUUCAGCCGGAGCUCCAGCCUCAUUCAGCACCAGAGGAUCCACACGGGGGAGAAGCCCCACAAGUGCAGUCAGUGUGGCAAGGCCUUCAGCCAGAGCUCCAGCCUUUUUCUCCAUCAUAGGGUCCACACUGGAGAGAAACCCUACGUGUGCCGUGAGUGUGGCCGGGCCUUUGGUUUCAACUCUCACCUUACUGAACACACACGGAUUCACACCGGAGAGAAGCCCUAUGUGUGUGGUGAGUGUGGCAGGGCCUUCAGCCGGAGCUCCACUCUUGUGCAGCAUCGCAGGGUGCACACGGGGGAGAAGCCCUACCAGUGCUCUGAGUGUGGGAAAGCCUUCAGCCAGAGCUCCCAGCUCACCCUGCACCAGCGCGUCCACACUGGCGAGAAGCCCUACGAGUGCCGUGCCUGUGGUAAGGCCUUCAGCCGGAGGUCGACCCUCACUCAGCAUCAGCACAUCCACACGGGAGAUAACCCUCGCCAGCGCAGAAGGGGUGGUCCAGCCUUUGCCCGGGACUCCAGCCUGAUGUCCACUGGAGAGCGGCAUGGCAGAGCCUUCAGCCGUGGUGCGGACCUCAUUCUGCAUUGGACAAUUCACACUGGUGAGAAACCCCUGGGGUGCAGUGAAUGUGGGAAGACUUUCAGCCCCACCCCACAACCCAUUGAGUACCAGAGAAUCGAGGCUGGAGAGAAACCACACAAAUGUCAACAAUGUGGAAAGGCUGUCAGCGGGGAUUCAGCCCUUACUCAACAUCAGGUAACUCAUGUUGGAGAGACGCCCCCACUAAAUGAUGGUUCUGAAAGAUAUUUUAUUCAUAUCAAAAAGAUUUUCCAAGAAAGACAUUUUUAAGUUAUAAAAUUAGGAAACAAUUUAGCAACUGUUCAUUUUUAUGUUGGAUAGGCUAGCAUAGUGAAAGUUAAAUAAGAGGGUCUACAUAUUACUAGCAAAGCAAAAUACACGACUUGGAUGACUACUAAAGUCAUUAAAUUUGAAAGUACAUGGGAGAAUUCAGUCUGGAAAAUACAGUUGUACAGAAGCUAUUGCGGUGCUCAGGGUGACCCCUGUGGCACCACCUUCAGACCCUUGGUAGGAGAUCAACAGUGAGCCACUGGCCCCAGGCUGCCCGGCCCCAAGGGGUCAGCACCUUGCGUCCCCUUCCUGCCUGAGCCCAGCUUGUUGCUGUGAACACCGACUGGGCAGGGUGAGCAUUCCCUCUCGUGCCUGCAGGCAGGGGGCGCUUCCUCCCUUGCCCAGUUUUGGCAUUUGUAGAGUGAAGGUUGCUCUAUUUUCAGUUCUAAGAUCUGCAGUUGAGCAGAGGCCUCAGGGCCAGUGAGGCUGGGCUGCCAUGAGGCCCCAUUCUUAAGAGCUGAACAGCCAGGCUUCUUGUUGUUGUUGUUGUUGUUGUUGUUGUUGUUUUUGUUUUCUUUUUUCUUUUUGCAGUGCUAGGAAUGGAACCCAGGGCCUUGUGCAUGUAGGCAAGUGACUACCACUGAGCUAGACCCUCGCCCCAGUGACCAGCCUUCUUGAGUCACAUUUUACAAAGUAAGAUUCACUCUUCAGCAUAGAGCUCUGUGGGCACAGGUGUGCAGGCACACGUCAAGCAUAGAACCUGCCUCAGCAGCCAGGCUCCCCGCCGGCACAGGAAGCCCCACCCAGCACACCCUGCUUUGUUUUCUGUCCUCAUGGCCUCCCGGUUCCAGAAUCCCACUGUGUGGAGCCAUUUGAAUCUGGCAUCUUUUACUGAAUGCAUUGGAGAUCCACCCCGGUUGUUGCAUGUAUCAGUAGUUCAUUCUUUCUGCUGCCAAGCAGCACUCCGUGGUGUGGUUGUGUGGAUAGAGCUGUUUAUCCAUCCCCCACUGAAGGAUCCUUGGGUAUUCCCCAUUUAGAGCGUAUAAGAAUAAAGCACCUGUAAACAUGUAACUACAGGCUGUUUCGUGAACCUCACCUUUCAGUUCUUUUAAACGGCUCAGUGGCAUUGCUGGGUCACUAGUAGUCCUAAUUUUUUAAGAAACUGCCAAAAUGUUUUCCACAGUAGUUGAAUGGUAUUCCAUUCCCACUGGCAACAUGUGAAUUUGGUUGCUGUAGAUCCUCUCCAGUCUUCAUAUUGUCUGGUACUUUUAGUCCAGCUAUUUUAGUAGAGAUGCAAGUGUUCAUGAUCUCAAGUUGUAUUUCAUAUUUACCGUGACUUGAUCAUUUCUAUUUAAAGUUUCCCUGAGAGUCUAAGGGCAUGACUGCCCCUGAAAUCAUAAUUUCCAUUCAGAGUCUCUAGGAAGAAUCUUUUCUUUUCUGUCCCCUACUUAACUCCCUCCAAGCCCAGUGGGACAUAGCCCUUUGGGACCAGGAUGCAGCUAUGUAGUGGAGGAUUUGUCUGUCAUAUAUGAGGCCAUGGGUUCCAUCCCCAGCACCACCAGGGAAAAAAAAAAAAUCACCUUUCAAAGACCCUUCCUCAGUCCCUCUGUUCUUAC
Molecule: messenger RNA, 7208 nt
Organism: Sciurus carolinensis (gray squirrel)
Lineage: Eukaryota; Metazoa; Chordata; Mammalia; Rodentia; Sciuridae
Gene: Znf251
Product: zinc finger protein 251
Exons: 4
Coding region: 3412-5592 (726 amino acids)
Biological process (GO): regulation of DNA-templated transcription
Source: RefSeq, a predicted model, not a curated record